AUGCCUUCUCCCAGCUCGGAGACGCCGUCUACGCCGACCCUCUCCGCUCCGCUGGAUGAAGGAGGAUGGCCAGAGCUAUACCUCACCUGCAGCGAAUUGUCGUCCUCUUCAUCAAAGGGCGAGCUGUAUCAGUUCUUCGAAGGGCAUGCAAACACCGGCAACAUAUAA
Coniophora puteana RWD-64-598 SS2 is the source of this 168-nucleotide messenger RNA. RefSeq lists its product as uncharacterized. Bases 1 to 168 code for a protein of 55 amino acids. NCBI's taxonomy places the organism in Eukaryota, Fungi, Basidiomycota, Agaricomycetes, Boletales, Coniophoraceae. The record is from RefSeq and is a predicted model, not a curated record. The transcript has 2 exons.